Messenger RNA from Penicillium lagena, 519 nucleotides. RefSeq names its product putative RING finger domain protein. Gene Ontology annotation, molecular function: ubiquitin protein ligase activity. Bases 1 to 519 code for a protein of 172 amino acids. The transcript has 2 exons. NCBI's taxonomy places the organism in Eukaryota, Fungi, Ascomycota, Eurotiomycetes, Eurotiales, Aspergillaceae. The record is from RefSeq and is a predicted model, not a curated record. Gene Ontology annotation, biological process: protein ubiquitination.
AUGGCGGAGUCGGAGCAGGAGGACUUCGGCAAGAACCACAUGGCCAUAGUGCUGGGCAUCGGGCUUGGUGUGGUACUGCUGAUUAUAAUCUGUCUAGUGUGGGUGUUCACGCUCGUCCUGACUAUAUCUUACUCCCACCACUCACGCACCAUCAAUAGAUUAACCAUCUUCGUCAACCGCCGCGACCGACAGGCCUUCCUGCGUCAUCGCAAAGACCCCAGUGCGCGAUUGCGCAGUCUGGAUGCUGUGUCCCCAACUAGCACACUUGAGCAGUGGUGGUCUGCCACAAAAGGAAAGCUCGGUCUGUCUGAAGCGGUGGACGGGCAGUUUGUCUGUGCGGUAUGUCUCGAGCAGGUGAACCGCUCGCAGGAGAUCCGGGAGUUGCAAUGUAUGCAUGUGUUCCAUCGCGAGUGUCUGGAGAAAUGGUUUCUAGGCGACCACUUCAAUUGCCCGUUGUGUCAUCGAGUGUACUUCGUGUCGGAUGCACCGCCGCGUAACGACUUUGUAUGGAUGGUAUGA